This is a messenger RNA of Kwoniella shivajii, 405 nucleotides long. RefSeq lists its product as uncharacterized. Gene Ontology annotation, cellular component: endoplasmic reticulum; membrane. Bases 1 to 405 code for a protein of 134 amino acids. Gene Ontology annotation, molecular function: protein-macromolecule adaptor activity. The record is from RefSeq and is a predicted model, not a curated record. NCBI's taxonomy places the organism in Eukaryota, Fungi, Basidiomycota, Tremellomycetes, Tremellales, Cryptococcaceae. The transcript is spliced from 5 exons.
AUGGCAUCCUUAUUACCAUCAACUGAAUCAGGUUAUUUACCUUAUUGGUUUCUUUUGACUACAUGCGCUGGGACGUAUAAUGCUAUUCAAAAUUACUUCGUGAUCUGGCAGAGUAAAGAAGUAUACUCACUCAAAGCGCAUGAGAUGACUUUCCUGGCUGGAAGGAUAUUCGGUACUUGGACUUUACUAGCCAGUCUCAUAAGAGCAACGGCAGCUUACAACGUUCACGAUAGAGUAGCUUACGACUUGGCUAUCGGUACAUACGCACUGGCAACAUUCCAUUUUACUUCUGAAUGGUUGAUAUUUGGUUCAGUCAAACCUAAUAGAGGUUCAAUAGGCGCUUUGAUCGCUGGAUGGACGGGAUUGAUUUGGACCCUUACUCAGAGAGGUCAUUACUUGUCAUGA